This is a messenger RNA of Saccostrea cuccullata (small rock oyster), 1697 nucleotides long. Its product is annotated as AFG1-like ATPase. Gene Ontology annotation, molecular function: ATP binding; ATP hydrolysis activity. Lineage: Eukaryota; Metazoa; Mollusca; Bivalvia; Ostreida; Ostreidae. Gene Ontology annotation, cellular component: mitochondrion; cytoplasm. The transcript has 13 exons. The record is from RefSeq and is a predicted model, not a curated record.
AUGCAUCCUCUAACGUCUGUUUCUUUGGCUGAAUCCUAGCCGUCGCUGGUUGAGUGCCCGUACUCAUUUUCUCUUGCAACUCCUCCAACACAAUUAUACACAUUAGUCCUCGUUAAGCAAGACAACUUACACAUCAUGAAAAGUGUAAAAUCGGUUAUGUUGGUGCCAAAACGUAUUUUUAUGGUAAAUUAUGAGAAUGGAUUUGUAAAGCAAUAUACAACAGCUCCUUCAACAGUUGCCAGGGAAAUCAUCCAUCAGAAAACAGGUUAUAAAGAAUCUUCUCUGGCCAACACGGAAAAUGAAUCUGACAGCCCAAUUGCCGCUUACAAAAAGCGAAUUGCCUGUGGGCAGUUACAGCAUGAUGAUUAUCAAAUGUCGGUAGUAGAGAGGCUGCAAAGUCUGUAUGAUAAAAUUGAUAACUAUGAACCUCCAUCAGCCACUGCCAACUGGCUCGCAAAGACUUUUGGAUUUGGCAGCAAGAAUGAGAUAGACAAACCAAAGGGGCUUUAUCUGCAUGGGCAUGUGGGUACUGGGAAGACAAUGCUAAUGGAUAUGUUUUAUCAACACUGUAAAGUGAAAAAGAGACAGCGAGUUCACUUCCAUAAAUUCAUGCUGGAUGUACAUAAACGAGUACAUACACUGAAACAGUCAGUACCACGACAGUAUAAUGUGAGGAAAACACAGUCUUUUGAUCCAAUUCCUCCGGUCGCCAAAGAGAUCAGCCUAGAGGCAUGGCUACUCUGUUUUGAUGAGUUUCAGGUUACAGAUAUAGCCGAUGCUGUGAUACUUAAGAAACUUUUUACAGAACUGUUUAAGUGUGGAGUGGUAGUUGUCGCUACUUCUAACAGAGCACCUGAUGAUUUAUAUAAAAAUGGUCUUCAAAGAGGCAAUUUUGUCCCUUUUAUUGGAGAAUUAAAGAGGCACUGUGAGAUAGUGAGUCUAAACUCAGGAGUCGAUUAUAGAAUGAACACACUCCCUGCUGAGGGCAGAAUCUACUUUCUUCGAACAUAUCUUGUAGUGAUUCAGUCGCGAGUACUGGAUGUCUUAGGAAGAAUGCUAAUUUUACCAGAAACUUGUGGGACGAUAUUGAAAACAGAUUUUGAUUCCAUGUGCAAACAGGCACGUGGAGCCAUUGAUUAUUUAGAAAUCAGUAAGGAGUUUGAUACAGUCAUUCUGCAAAACAUCCCCAAAAUGACGCUCUUCAAUAAAACGGAGGCCAGAAGAUUUAUUACUCUGGUGGAUACUUUCUACGAUAAUAAAGUUCGUUUAGUCUGCUCAGCAGCUGCCAAACCUAAAGAAUUAUUUAGUGCUGGAAAUAUGAGUCAGAAAAACUUUGAUGACAACAGAAAUCUUAUGGAUGAUUUAGGAAUUCAAGAGAAAUCAGACUUGGCUGCCGCCAGUAUAUUCACAGGAGAGGAGGAGCUGUUUGCCUUUGAACGGACCGUGUCCAGGUUAACAGAGAUGCAGACAGAAGAAUACUGGAACCUGAGAGACACCAAACUAAGUUGAUAAAGUGGGAUUUUAGGAAAUAUUACAUUUUUUAUUUAAUUUACAGGAUGACGAUAAUUAAAGACUGUGAUUAUUUUAAUGAUAUUAAUUUUCUGUGAUGUUAUCUUUUAGCAGCACAUACAAAUAUAACCAAUUUUAUCAGGGAUUGAAAUUUACACACAUGAUUUACAAAACAGUGAUAAGUACGU